Paramecium tetraurelia is the source of this 853-nucleotide messenger RNA. RefSeq lists its product as uncharacterized. The record is from RefSeq and is a predicted model, not a curated record. Gene Ontology annotation, biological process: regulation of cyclin-dependent protein serine/threonine kinase activity; mitotic cell cycle phase transition. Gene Ontology annotation, cellular component: cyclin-dependent protein kinase holoenzyme complex; centrosome; cytoplasm. Gene Ontology annotation, molecular function: cyclin-dependent protein serine/threonine kinase regulator activity. NCBI's taxonomy places the organism in Eukaryota, Ciliophora, Oligohymenophorea, Peniculida, Parameciidae. The transcript has 5 exons.
AUGAUUUCUUUUGCUGAAAUAAGAGAUUUAUUAGCGAGAGAGAAACCCAAAACCUUCAAUGCGCUGAAUCCGUACUACAAAUACGAUGCCUCCAGUCCUUGCAAGAGAGAUAUUCUAGUCCUAUGGGUUACAAAGCUAUCAUCUAAUCUCAAUCAUUCCAUUAAAACCUUAGAACUGGCUGUCCUUAUUAUCGAUACAUACUUAAAUUAUUUUAAUAUCUCUGAAGAUUACCUUCAAUUGUUGGGUAUAUCGGCAUAUUCAAUUGCCUAUAAGUUUAACGAGACAGAGUUCAUGCCCUUGGAUUCAUUGUAACCCAAAGAUUAAUAGAAUGGCAAGGUUUGCAAGCCUAUGUACAUGGAUGAGGACUACAAUGAAAUGGAAGUGCACAUCCUCAGAGCCAUGGGAUAUUAGUUAAAUCUUAUAACUUUGUCUGAUUUUUUGAUUGCCCUGAAUAUUAAAAUAGAUGAAUAAGUCAGUUGUCUGAUACAGUUCAUUCUUAUGGACUUCGAAAUUUAUCGAUAUUCCCACUUCGAAUUGGCUUUGGCAAUCAUGCAUUACCAGAAUGACACAAGGUUGACCUUUCAAGCGAAAAUUCUCACUGUAUCUUAAAUGCUUCACAAUAAAAUAAUUCAAGCAUAAGAAAUCGAGUGUGAAAAAUCAGAGCAAGAGGAAACCAAAUCUCUUGAAAGAAGUCACUCUAUUCAUAAAAAGAUUUCCAAAAAAAGAGAAUCUUAAAGAAAAAGAUAAAUACAACAACAAAAAUGAACUAGUGUUGUUGUAUUUUGUUUCAAUAUUGAUCAAAAAAAUGAACAAAAAUGAUAUUUUUUGUUUCUUUUUAAUUAAUCACAACUAA